GACACCAUCCAUGGCACACUUCCCACACUAGAUGAGGCAUUUCUCAAAUUGCAGGAAGCAUUUGUUGUCCAACACAACCUCUUUUGGAUCAAAUUGGUCUUAAAUGCAGAGAAAACUAAAGUAAUGGAAUUCUCAAGAUUAAGAAAGCAACCCCCUACUCUGCAUCAGAUAUUCACUUUGCUAAAUAAGCCAAUAGAGGUGGCGUCAUCAUACAAGUACUUGGGAUUUCACCUUGAUAAAGCUCUCUCUUUUAACCCCAACAUUCAACAGCUCACUAAAAAGCUUAAAGGUGCAGUGCAGUCAACGUGAUUGUCCUGUGUUUUAUAUACGUAUAUUUCCACACUAUGAGGUUGGAAUAAUACUGUGAAAUUGUGAACAUUAUGAUAAUGCACUUUUAGUGUAAGAGCUGUUUGAAAAUACCACCUACAAUUUCAGCUUGUUUGGCUUGGUGGGGUUUUUGGACUGCCUGUGUAUAAGUUAAUAGUCCAAUAACAAAGAGAGUUUGCCCUCCUCUCUGCCAAUAACAGCUCAUUUUCAGGUUACACAUCCCUCCCAUUAGGCUCCUCCAAAUAGGCCUCUCUAUUAGACCACUCCCAGACAGUCAUAGCAAAAUUAUUGCUUGAGAAAUGGCGUUUUGCUAAGAAGCUAUUUUUGUUUCUUUUUGACCAUUUUAAUUGAAAACAAUCACUAUAAGGUACUUCAUUGUUACCGAGAAAAUAUUUGAUAUUCAGAUGAAAACGGCUGCAUUGGCCCUUUAAACUUAAAUUGGGCUUUGUCUUUAGGAACAAGUCUUGUUUUUAAUUUCAAGGUAGAAAAUACCUUCUUGCAGCCACUUUUUUGCUUUUGUUGGUGACAUUCUGUAAAUGAAUCCCCCAGGGUCAUACCUUCAAACACUUUACCGUGCUGCUCUUAGAUUUGUAACAAACACAAUAUCUCUUACACAUCACUGUACCUUAUAUCAGUUAGCAGGAUGGCCACCCCUAACUGU
Molecule: messenger RNA, 988 nt
Organism: Coregonus sp. 'balchen'
Lineage: Eukaryota; Metazoa; Chordata; Actinopteri; Salmoniformes; Salmonidae
Source: the annotation of a GenBank genome assembly